AUUGGCUGAAGCGAGAAGCGUUCUGGACACUGAUUGGCUCCGCCAUUCGCGGGAAGGAGUUUGUGGCGCCAUCGAAAAGUAGAUAUAGCGCUGCGACCGCAACAAGGUUCUGAGGCACUGGGCGAACACAGCAAACUGGAACUUCCAGGGCGUCUUCCCUGAGGAAAACGUGACCAAGAUGUGGAAUAGCAGUGGAUAUGAGAGCUACGGCAGCUCCACGUUCGGGGGAGCUGGUGGCUACACACAGUCCCCAGGCGGCUUUGGAUCGCCGGCACCUUCUCAGGCGGAAAAGAAAUCAAGAGCCCGAGCCCAGCACGUUGUACCCUGUACCAUAUCUCAGCUGCUUUCUGCCACUAUGAUUGAUGAAGUGUUCAGAAUUGGGAAUGUUGAGAUUUCACAGGUCGUCAUUGUGGGGAUAAUCAGACAUGCAGAGAAGGCCCCAACCAACAUUGUUUACAAAAUAGAUGACAUGACAGCUGCACCCAUGGAUGUUCGCCAGUGGGUUGACACAGAUGAUGCCAGUGGUGAAAACACUGUGGUUCCUCCAGAAACAUAUGUGAAAGUGGCUGGCCAUCUGAGAUCUUUUCAGAACAAAAAAAGCCUCGUAGCCUUUAAGAUCAUGCCCCUGGAUGAUAUGAAUGAGUUCACUGCACAUAUUCUGGAAGUAGUGAAUGCGCACAUGAUGCUGACCAGAACUAACAGCCAGCCCUCAGCAGGGAGAGCACCUACCAGCAAUCCAGGAAUGGGUGAAGCAGGGAACUUUGGUGGGAAUAGCUUCAUACCAGCAAAUGGCCUCACUGUGGCCCAAAACCAGGUGCUGAAUUUGAUUAAGGCUUGCCCAAGACCUCAAGGAUUGAACUUUCACGAGCUCAAGAACCAGCUUCAGCACAUGACUGUAGCCUCAAUAAAGCAAGCUGUGGAUUUUCUAAGCAACGAGGGGCACAUCUAUUCUACUGUGGAUGAUGAUCAUUUUAAAUCCACAGAUGCAGAGUAAUUGGAUCUAAUUGAAUCCCCAGCAUAUUUUCCAGCUGGACUUAGUUUUGCAAUCUGCUUUCUCCAGCUGUGCAUAGUUUGACCAGGUGACUUCUAGAAAGUAGGUUUCAUCGAUAAAAGGUCUCAAUUGACCUCCUUUUGAAACUUACUGCUCUUCUGUUUUUUUGAAGCUCAAAGGGAGAUAGCCAACUGACAGAGGUAUGAACCAGAGUAGAAUUUCUUCAAGAAGUUACAAAUUAGCUAGUUACAAUAAUGUCAGGAUAGAUGGAAGUGGAAGAACAAUGCUACCAAGAGAGUUGGCCAGUAUUACUUAUAUAAUACUCGAGAGUCUCUAUUCCUAAAAUAUCUUCUGUUGACAGAAAAUGAGUAUGACGAGGGCCUGUCAGCAGAGAGAUACCCAAGAAAACUGCUAAUCUCUAGUUUUGUCUCCCAUUUUGGUUAUGUGGUAUUCAUUUCAGAAUUGCACUUUUUCUUCAACUUGUUGUGGCUAAUGUCAAAAGCAUUUUUGUAAACAUAAUGUUCUAGGGAGGUGGCCUUUUGU
Pteronotus mesoamericanus is the source of this 1534-nucleotide messenger RNA. It is a transcript of the gene RPA2, whose product is annotated as replication protein A2. Gene Ontology annotation, biological process: DNA replication; double-strand break repair via homologous recombination; nucleotide-excision repair. Gene Ontology annotation, cellular component: nucleus; site of double-strand break; chromosome, telomeric region. The record is from RefSeq and is a predicted model, not a curated record. Gene Ontology annotation, molecular function: single-stranded DNA binding. Bases 179 to 994 code for a protein of 271 amino acids. Lineage: Eukaryota; Metazoa; Chordata; Mammalia; Chiroptera; Mormoopidae. The transcript has 9 exons.